AUGAUCCGCAGAUCUGCCUCCCCGUCCACAGCGACCACGCCGGCGGACGACGGCGCCGCCAGGUUUCCCGCCGGAGAUUACCGGAGGUAGAGUAGACCUUAUCGUCCCCUCUCCCAACAAUUUCCUCUUAUUUCUUUGGGACGAUGGCGUGGGGUGUGGGUGAUGAUGCUCUUCUCCGGCGAGUCUCAGGCCGGGGGAAACCACCGGCGAGGCCAAGUCGCCGGAGUUGGAGGCCUUCUUGGAGCUGGUCGACAGGGAGGCCCACCGGCAGCGCCUGCUGCGGGAGGCGAGAAGGAAGCCGCUGCCAUGGCAGCCGUCGUUCGAGAUGGAAGACUUUGGAAGCCCUCCGGCGUCGGCUUGCUCGGAGAAGCUCGCUGGCGAAGAGAAGAAGAGGGAGAGGGAGACGGGUCCGCUCGCCGGCGGCGGCGAGCGGGAGGAGGAUCCGGGGAGGAAGAAGAAGGCGGCGGCGAUGGGGACCAUGAAGUGGGAUCUGAACAAGAGAGAUGAGUCCUCUGACGACAAGUGA
This is a messenger RNA of Spirodela intermedia, 526 nucleotides long. The record is from the annotation of a GenBank genome assembly. Lineage: Eukaryota; Viridiplantae; Streptophyta; Magnoliopsida; Alismatales; Araceae.